Molecule: messenger RNA, 1480 nt
Organism: Paramecium octaurelia
Lineage: Eukaryota; Ciliophora; Oligohymenophorea; Peniculida; Parameciidae
Source: the annotation of a GenBank genome assembly
UUUUUUUUAAUAGAAAAUGGAAUUUCGAUGUACUUAAGCGGAUCAUAAAAAUUAAUAGAUAAUUGGAGUUUGUAUAGAUGCCUAAUGCCAAUAUCAGAGACCUUAUUGUCAAUAUUGUAUAUUUAGUCACUCUUAACAUUAAGGUAAUAUAAUACCUUUAGAAUUUUUACCUAAUUGGAUGAAAGAAAGGUGUGAGGCUUUUCAAGUUAUGUAGAACAGCUUUUAAGAAUGCAAAUCAUCCCUUUAAUCUAUGAUAGAUUUAUUUAUUCCAUUAAUCAAUUUAAAUUCUGAAAAUUUAGGACUUUCUGAACUUAGUCAUAAGAUCAAGAAUUUUAGUUAAAUAGAAGCAUUGGAAAUGCUAUUUUAAAAUAAACUAAAGCAAUCUAUGGAUUAAGUAACAUUAAUAGCAAAUCAAAUAAAAAAAUAAAUGAAAGAUGUAGCAACUGAAAAACAACCACUUAAUGCUCUAAUGUAGACAAGUGAUUUAUAAAACACUUUGUAAAUUACGGUGUAAAAUUAGCAAAAAAAAUUUGCCUUUGUACUAAUUGAAUAGAAUUAAAUUUAUUAAACUGAAGGAUGUCGUGCAAUAGCAUUUAAUAAAGAUGACUCUAUUGUUCUAGCUGCUUGUGAUUAGCUAAUAAAAGUCUAUAAUUUUGAUAAAGGGAAGUUGAAUUAUACUUAAACCUUAAACGAACAUAAAAGGAAUGUAGUGACUUUGAAUUUUAUGAUGAAAUCCGAUAGAUUUGUAUCUGGGAGUUUUGAUAACACAAUUAUAAUCUGGUAGCAAGUCUAAUUUAAAUGGGUGAAGCAACAAUUAUUAACUGGACACACAAAUUGUAUUCUCUGCUUAUUAGUGAAUAAUAAAGAAGAUCUUGUCAUUUCAAGUAGUAAAGAUUGUACAAUAAAAUUUUGGGGAAAACAGAAUGAUUGGAUAUUAUAAUAAUCCUUAAAUGAACAUAAUAAAAGUAUUCAUUCAAUAAGCUUAAAUGAAGAAUAAAAUCAAUUGAUUUGUUGCUCGUUAGAUAAUAGCCUUUCAGUGAUUUAAUUACAAGAGCAGGGUUAGAGGUGGAUACUUAAAUAAUUAAUAGAAGUAAACUAAAAUGGAUAUCGAAUAUCUUUUAUAAAUAAUAAUUAGUUCGUGUAUUAACCUUAUUGUUCAGAAUUUAUGCAAGUGUAUGAUUUUGAUCAAUAAACUUUACAGUAUAAGAACACUAUUGAUAUUCCUGUAAAGUGUGAUUCACAGCAAGAUACUAGUUAUUUUCAAUUAUAGUAUUUAAAAUCAAAGGGAAUGCUAGUGAAUAAGAAUGGCAUGUUCAUAAAUAUCUUAAGGAAGUUAGAUGAUAAUUCGUUUGUGGUUGAAUAGCAUAUUCAAUUUAAUACGCAUGUUAUCUUUGGAUAACUAAGUUAGGAUGGAUGUUAUUUAAUAAAUUGGGAUAUGGAUACAAGAAAAAUAUAAAUUAGAAAAUAUAAAGAAUUAUGA